GACGCCCGGACCCGCACCGCGACCAGCCGGGGAGGGGAGCCGGGUGGAGGAGAAGCUGAGUCACCCGCCCCCUUUAUGGUGGUGUUCCUAAACCAGACUAUGUGCCCGCAGAGAAGCUUUCGCUCCAUGUUCAGCCCCCCUCGCUCGGCAAUGCCCACCGCCCCCGUUCAGCUCCGGGAACUUCACUAAGCUUUCGCCCGGCGCCCAGUCAUGGGGGACAUGAAGACCCCGGAUUUCGACGACCUCCUGGCAGCCUUUGACAUCCCCGACCCGACCAGCCUGGACGCCAAGGAGGCCCUCCAGCCGCCCAGCGAGGAGAGCGAGAGCCCCCUGAAGCCGGCCGGGAUGGGCCUGGACGAGGGCCUGCCCCUGGCCCCCGCCGGCCCGGCCCCGGACGUCCCCGCCGUGAGCGUCAUCGUGAAGAACACGAGCCGCCAGGAGUCGUUCGAGGCCGAGAAGGAGCCCCACCCCGUCCUCCUGCACAACGGCUUCCGGGGGCCCGACCUGGGCCCGGAGCCCCCCGGCCCGGGCCCCCACUUCGGCAAGUUUGACUCGCCCUUCGUGAACGGCGACAGCGCCCGGGGCUUCCCCGGCGGCAAGGCCGAGCCGCCCAAGGCGGAGCCGCUGCCCACCUUCAGCCAGUUCAGCCCCAUCUCCAGCCCCGAGCCCGAGGAGGCCCUCCGGGAGCCCGGCGCGGGGGAGAAGCAGAGGCCGGCCGAGAGCCCCUUCUUCCCCGCCCCGCCCGGCUCGGCCCCUCCCGGGACGGCGGUCCUGGAGGCCCUGGGCAAGCUGCCCGAGCUCAGCAUGUUCGACCACUACUGCAAAAAGGAGCCCAAGCAGGAGCCGCAGCCGGACGGGGCGGCCGAGCCGGAGCCGGGGCCCGGCCGGGGCGAGGCCCUGGCCUUCCCCGGCAACCACGUCGGGGACCCCUCGGGCCCCGGGCCCGAGCCCGGCCCCUGCUCGUCCGUGCCCCCUCGCCAGCGUCUCAAGCCGGCCCACUCCAAGCUGUCGUCGUGCGUGGCGGCCCUGGUGGCGCUUCAGGCCAAGAAGGCGGCCGCCGGCCUCGCCAAGGACGACGGGCCAGGGGUGGCCCCGGAGCCCGCCCAGGAGGACCCCAAGGGCGGCAGCCCAGGGACCCCCAAGUCGCCCCAGAGCCCCUCGGAGGCCGGGCGGAGGGCUGGCCGGGCGCCCCCGGACAGCCCGCGCAGCGUGUGCAGCGACAGCAGCGCCCGGGGUUCCCCGCCCGCCAUCCCCAAGGUCAGGAUCAAGACCAUCAAGACGUCGUCGGGGGAGAUCAAGAGGACGGUCACCCGCAUCCUGCCCGACCUGGACGACGCCGGCAAGUCGCCCGCGGGGGUCGCCCGCGGCCGGGCGCCGGGCCCGAGCAGGGCCGCCGGCCGGUCUCCUCCCACCCCGGGCGGGGAGGCCGGGAGCCCGGGCGGGGACGGGGCGGCCCCGGCCCCCUCGCCGGGCGCGAGGCCGCAGCCGGGCCCGGCGGCGCCGGCGUCCGCCCCCGCCAGCUUCCUGCCCAAAGCCGUGCACCUGGCUAACCUGAACCUCGUUCCGCACAGCGUGGCUGCCGCCUCCGUGGCCGCCAAGUCGUCGGGGCAGCGGCGGGGCCAGCCCCAGCCCACGCAGAUGUCGGUGCCCCUGGUCCACCAGGUGAAGAGGGCCGCCCCGGUCGUCGUGGAGGCCCUCAACAGGGUCCUCCACGGGGCCAACCCCGUGCCCGUCUACGCCCCGAACCUCAGCCCCCCGCCCGACAGCCAGAUCCGCCUGCCGCCCAGCGGCUUCAGCUGCCCCGAGUGCGGCGACGCCUUCGCGCUGGAGCGGAGCCUGAGCCUGCACUACGGCCGGCGCAGCGUCCACAUCGAGGUGCUGUGCGCGCAGUGCGCGCAGACCCUGCUCUUCUUCAACAAGUGCAGCCUGCUCAAGCACGCCCGCGACCACAAGAGCAAGGGGCUCGUCAUGCAGUGCUCCCAGCUGCUCAUGAAGCCCAUCGCCGCGGACCAAAUGUUCCCCCCGCCACCGCCGCCGCCGCCCCCGCCGCCACCCCCGCCCCCCGCCCCCGCCUCCCCCCAGGGCGGCCCCGCUCCCGCCCCCUCCCCGCCCGCCAUGCCACUCUUCUCCGACCCGCUGAGGCUCAUCCGGCACGGGAUCAAGUGUCUUGAAUGUAAGAAGCAGGUGCAGGACUGCGUAGCCCUGGCUGCUCACUACCAGAGGACGGGAGAAGACCCCGAGGGGCUGACGUGCCAGGUGUGCCAGAUGAUGCUGCCCAACCGCUGCAGCUUCUGCGCCCACCAGCGGAUCCACACCCACAAGUCCCCCUACUGCUGCCCCGAGUGCGGGGUGCUGUGCCGCUCCGCUUACUUCCAGACCCACGUCAAGGAGAACUGUCUGCACUAUGCCCGCAAAGUGGGCUUCAGGUGCAUCCACUGUGGCUCCGUCUUCACGUCCCUCGCCCUGCUGAAGGGGCACAUCCACGAGCGACACUGUCAGGUCUUCCACAAGUGCGCGUUCUGCCCCAUGGCCUUCAAGUCCGCCAGCAGCACGGCCGCCCACAGCGCCAGCCAGCACCCCAGCCAGCCGCACAAGGCCUCUCAGCUGAUCUACAAGUGCUCCUGCGAGACCGUCUUCAACAAGAAGAAACUGGUACAGCAGCACUUCUACCAGAACCCGAACAAGCUGCUGGUGGGCGUCUUCAAGUGCCCCGAGUGCCAGCUGGUCUACCUGCAGAAGCAGCUGCUCAUGCAGCACGUCAAGAGCGUGCACGGCGUCCCGCGCAACGUGGACGAGCUGUCGGGCCUCCAGUCGGCGGCCGAGACGCCCUCCGGCCCCAAGGAGCCGCCCGCCGCCGGCCCCGCCCGGCAGGACGGGCCCGCCGAGCGGGGCGCCGAAGCCCGGCACCGGGCAGAGGCCCGGCCCCGGCGGAAGAGCGUGGGCUGGACCUGCCGGGAGUGCCGGGAGUGGCUCUCCGACCGGGAGAGCUAUGUGUCCCACGUGAAGAAGAGCCACGGCCGGGUCCUGAAGCGUUACCCGUGCCGUGAAUGCGAGCUCUCCUUCCACACCUCCGUCACCCUGCGCAGACACGUCCGCAACAACCACGACACAGCCAAGAAGGUCUACACCUGCUGGUACUGCCCCGAGGAGCGGCCCACCUUCCCCCAGCUCCCCUUGCUGGAGAGCCACAUCAGCCUUAUGCACGGCAUCAAGAGCCCCGACUGGAGCCAGGCGGCCAAGGCCACGGCUCCGGAGAGGGAACCCGCCCAGAUGAGAGCCCCGAAGAGACCGGCCGCCGUGGGCGGAGAAGGCCCGGGCCCGACCAACGGGGAGGCCAGCCCCGCGCCCAAAAGACUCCAGGCCCUCUUCCAGUGUGCAAAGUGCAGCUUCGCCACGGACUCGGGCCCCGAGUUCCAGGCCCACAUACCUCAGCACCGGACGGGCGGCUCCGCGGCCCAGUGCCCGCUCUGCGGCCUCUGCUACACGUCGGCCGGCUCCCUCAACCGACACCUCUUCAUCGUGCACAAGGUGAGAGACCCGGCGGAAGAGCCGGAGGAAGAAGCGGAGGAGGAGGGGCGGGGGGCGGACGAGGAGGAAGAGGAGGAGGCCGGACGGGGGCGGCUGGAAGAGCCGGCCCCGCGGCCCCCCGCGGAGACGAGCGAGAACGGACACGAGGACUUGAACGGGGAGCCUCGCGGGGAGGACUGUGGGCCGGACGCACAGAGCCGGCCGCCGGCCACUCAGGACCGGGAGGGCCGCUCUCCGCCGCCCCGAGUCUGACCGGACGCCCGGCGGGGUGGAGGGGCCGGGCUGGCCUGUAACCGCCCGAGGUUGACGGGAAAUAAAAGCUCUGGCCGCGUGGCGUGCGUGUGGCUCCCCGCUCUCGUCCGGCCCGGCGAGCGGAGCCCGGCCCGGGGUCCCGGGGCCGCGUUGGCCACCCGCUGUCAUCUCCUAUUUAUGGGCUGGAUGCUUCUUCCUGGCCCCCCGCCGCCACCACCACCGCUCCGCACCGCGGUGGGCCCCCUCAGCCCGCUCUGCUCCCCUCUGCCCACUCCCUCCCGUCGCCCAGCUCCGGCCCCCGGCUCGGGGUCGGUGAGAAGCAGCUGGCCUGCGGGCAGGUGGGAGGGACCCCCCGCCACCCCCCUGGUCUGCCCGGGUCCCCCCACGGAUGGUUCGGAAGGGUCGGUCGUAGUUGCCGCCUUGGCUCCCCGCCCUUGUCUUCCCCCCGCACCCCCCACAUGGAGUGGGGGUGUCCGCAGAAGCCGGCCCCAUGGGGCUGGGGUCCUCAGGGGGUCAGGGGCUUCCGAUGGGCGGGAGGAGCCCCCCGCCGCUCUCCGUCCCCCAGGGUUUUGAUAUGAACUAUUUGGAAACUUUGUACUUUUGAU
This is a messenger RNA of Tachyglossus aculeatus (Australian echidna), 4385 nucleotides long. RefSeq names its product zinc finger protein 592 (gene ZNF592). The record is from RefSeq and is a predicted model, not a curated record. Bases 211 to 3780 code for a protein of 1189 amino acids. The transcript has 11 exons. Lineage: Eukaryota; Metazoa; Chordata; Mammalia; Monotremata; Tachyglossidae.